This is a messenger RNA of Notodromas monacha, 1143 nucleotides long. The record is from the annotation of a GenBank genome assembly. NCBI's taxonomy places the organism in Eukaryota, Metazoa, Arthropoda, Ostracoda, Podocopida, Cyprididae.
UAUAUCCCAAAUGCAGCACCUGGCCCUCGUUUCUCUGCCUUGGGUCUGUCGCCAGUGCGGCGGCUGUCACCGCCAAACGGUGGCGAACUUUUCAGAUCAUUCGAGUGUGUCGCGUGAAGAUCGAAAUCAAUCGUGAAAAACCUCCAAACAAAAAGCUACGGAGAACCGUUUCAGAGGAGGGAUAUGAGUGGCGAGAGAACCCCGAGGAGCAGCAGCCCGGGUUCACGGGUUCCCCGAGGAGCGAGUGUAGUGCUUGGGUUCUUCCGCGUUUGCUUCUUCCUGGGGUUCUGGGUGAGAAUGACUAGAGCUCAGCAAUCUUCCACUCAAUCAGAUACGAGAGGUCUGCUGUGCUACGUGUGCGAGCCGAAGAACGUGGCUGACGUCAUCAGCGAGCCCACGGUGCGAAUGCAGUUCCCAAAGUUCGAGGACAUUCAAGACUGCGCCCAUUUCAACUCUUCCGACUACUACAUCAAAGAAUGCCCCAGGGAUUUCUCUUCCGCCUGCUACAAGGCUUCCGUUGGUCAGUGCAGUAUUUCAGUGCAGUUGGUACCACGGAAACGACUGGAGAAUGUGCGGGUCGCAGGAACUGGAACACCCACGCGGGAAAUGCCACAAGGUCAGGGACAUUCUGCUCUGUGCCUGCCAAAACGAGCUCUGCAACUCAUCAAACAUGGCGCAGCCAAGUCUCACCCUCCUCUUGUUCAUCCUGCUCAGCAUAUUUUGCAUUUGAUAUUCCCCACGCAAAAUAUACAGUCCUCCAUUCCGGGGACAUUUAUCGAGACUUACUUCAAUUUUUGCCAACAAAUGGACUUUCAUCCACAGAAACAAAAACAAAAAAAGAAGAGUUUUGAUAUGAUCACGACCAAAUAUUGUAUAGAAAAAGGCGAGUUACUUUUUCUCACGUCGACGCCAGUCAUCCGCAAAUCUGUGAUUUUUCUUUGCCAUUCUGCACAGGUGUCGCCUGAAAACUUAAUACCGUUUACUUGAAAUAAGACACAUUGGGUUGCGUUUCUUGAGUUGUUGUAUUCCGAACUUGCCUUAUGAAGUAAAGUCAUGUUCAGUUCAGUGGAUCAGCCAGUCAUGUUGAUUCAGGUUAGAUUUUUUUUCAGAGCAACCCAGCAAGUGACAUCUGCUUGACACCCU